AUUAUAAGCGUAUCUUAAUUAAGGUGAUAUAAUUUAAGUCUUUAGGCAAACAGCAUCCGUGCAUAGAGAUAACAGAGGAUUUAUGGACCCCAACAGAAGUGAUAUAUAAAGACGUUACUCCACAAGAGGGUUUGUUUGUGUUAAAAUGAGUGUGAAAAAACAAGAGUGCAGUGAUGAAAAAUAUGAGCUGGUACCUCCUGAAGGAGGAUGGGGUUAUGCUGUGUGCGUCGGACUCUCUGUUAUAUUUAUAGCUGGCACAGCCCACCAGCCAGUGUUCGGGUUCAUUUACAACGAGUUCUUGGACGAGCUUGGGGUCGGUACGGGAGCCGUGACCGUGGUCUACGGAGUGUUUCAAGUCACGGUUGCUGUUGCUGGUUUCUCGGCGAAUAUAGCUCUGAAGAAACUAUCGUUACGACAAGUCGGGCUUAUAGGGGCUUUUAUAUAUACAAUAGCAUCGUUCCUAGCAAUAUUCGUAGUAUCUACAACACAACUAGUCUUAACAAAUGGAUUCCUGCAGGGUUUGGGCAUGGGCCUUCUGAUUCCUGUCUCCUACACAAGUUUCAACAGUUAUUUUACAAAGAAAAAAGUACUUUACUUAAGUUUAUGUAAGGCGUCAAUUGGUUUGAUCACGAUGGUGUAUCCUCUCUUUGUGAAAUUCACGAUGAACGAGUACGGAUUCAGAGGAACACUCGCCAUACUUUGCGGUAUAUCAGCCCAUAGCAUUUUUGGAGCAAUGGUCAUGCACCCAGUCAAAUGGCAUAUGGUGAAACAAUUGAAGACAUGUGAAGCAAUUGUUUUGAUACCGCCCACACCAGCAGUAGAGACCAACAUCGACAAAUUCAAUUUCACCAAAAAUACCGAGCCAAUCACAGAGACGGACAACGCGAAAUCAAUGGAAAAUUUGUGCCAGAUCAAACGUUCGGAAACCCGAAAAGGGUCGGAAUUAUUAUUUGUGCCAAAAUUGGCCGAUUCCAGGCGGCUGAGCAUUCCAGUGGUGUUGAUACCAGAUGAUGGAAAGACUGACAGUAAAUUUAAUUCAAGCGAUAACGUAUACUUAGAGAAUUUGUACAAAGCCGCUUCUGUGUCCAGUUUGGGCAAUUUUGGAAGUAUAGCUGUAGAGCCUAUGCCUAUUAUUAAGAAUAGAGAGGGGAAGUGGCAAACGGUCGCAGAGUUCCUAGACUUGACUUUAUUAAAAGAUUUAGUUUACGACAACAUAAUAUUUGGUAUGGCGUUGACAUUUUUUGCCGACCUUACUUUCUUCACACUAGAACCAUUGUUUUUGGAUAAGAAUAAUUUAAGUCGGGCAGAAAUAGCGAAUAUAAUCGCGCUAGGUGGCGCAACAGAUAUGUCAGCAAGAUUAUUCCUGGGCGUGGCAGGGCAGUUCUUCCGAAUGAACAGUCGAUACAUGUUUUUCGCAGGAGCAUUGCUAGCUGCUCUAGUCAGAUUAGUGUUCAUACAGUUCACAACGUACCUGCCAUUACUAAUCCUGACUGGCAUUCUUGGAGCCAUAAGGUCCUUGGUCCACAUCGCUCAGCCUAUAGUCAUGGCUGAACAUGUACCCAUAGAAAGGUACCCUCCAGCGUACGGGCUGUAUAUGCUGCUAGCCGGAGGACUCAGUUUAACUGUUGGACCCAUGAUAGGGUUCAUCCGCGACUUCACUGGGAGUUACACCAUCGCCUUCAACAUGCUCACAGCGUGUAAUCUCUGCUGUGUUGUACCCUGGGCCAUAGAAUUUAUACUUAACUAUAGGAAGCAGAGGCGGCACAAAUCGACCAGUCGGAUAUGAGAUUAUUAUACUAUUGUGUUCAUAAGAGUUAGUCAGCUAACUCCCACCGUGAUAUUAAUUAUUGUAAGCAUAACAUACCUUUGAUAAUAUAUUUUGUUUAA
Manduca sexta (tobacco hornworm) is the source of this 1887-nucleotide messenger RNA. Its product is annotated as monocarboxylate transporter 9. The transcript has 8 exons. NCBI's taxonomy places the organism in Eukaryota, Metazoa, Arthropoda, Insecta, Lepidoptera, Sphingidae. The record is from RefSeq and is a predicted model, not a curated record. Bases 146 to 1786 code for a protein of 546 amino acids. Gene Ontology annotation, biological process: monocarboxylic acid transport; transmembrane transport. Gene Ontology annotation, molecular function: monocarboxylic acid transmembrane transporter activity.